AUGUCCGAUCAAGAACAAGCUGCUGGAAAGAGAAAGCGUGCGAGGACCCAGUCAUGCCCUCCUCCCGAGCUCCCCCAGCUGGUCGCCGAACAGCAUGUGCCAAUUCCAUCCCAUGAUAAGGACACCCAACGCUUGAUUGUGGUUCUCUCCAAUGCCAGUCUGGAAACCUAUAAGGCUGUCUCCAGCGGACGCUCCGGGACCAAGGAUGAGAAGUUUUCUCUAUUGAACAGCGACGAGCACAUUGGUAUCAUGCGCAAAAUGAACCGCGAUAUCAGUGAAGCCCGACCAGAUAUUACCCACCAGUGUUUGCUCACUCUCCUCGAUUCCCCCGUGAACAAGGCCGGUCGGCUCCAAAUUUUCAUUCACACCGCCAAGGGUGUCUUGAUCGAAGUCAAUCCUUCCGUCCGCAUUCCGAGAACAUUCAAGCGGUUCGCCGGUCUGAUGGUCCAGUUGCUCCACCGACUCUCCAUCCGUUCGACCAACUCGCAGGAAAAGCUCCUUAAGGUUAUUAAGAACCCGAUCACCGACCACUUGCCCCCCAACUGCCGCAAGGUGACCAUGAGUUUCGAGGCGCCCGUGGUCCGCACCAAGGACUAUCUCGAGUCGCUGAACCCCAACGAGAGUGUUGCUAUUUUCGUCGGUGCCAUGGCCAAGGGUCACGAUGACUUUGCCGACUCCUUCAAGGACGAAACUAUCAGUAUCAGCAACUACAGUCUUAGUGCCAGUGUUGCCUGCAGCAAGUUCUGCCACGCUGCCGAAGAGGUCUGGGAUAUCCUCUGA
Molecule: messenger RNA, 780 nt
Organism: Penicillium expansum
Lineage: Eukaryota; Fungi; Ascomycota; Eurotiomycetes; Eurotiales; Aspergillaceae
Product: 18S rRNA pseudouridine methyltransferase
Exons: 3
Coding region: 1-780 (259 amino acids)
Biological process (GO): rRNA base methylation
Cellular component (GO): nucleolus; small-subunit processome
Molecular function (GO): rRNA (pseudouridine) methyltransferase activity; rRNA binding
Source: RefSeq, a predicted model, not a curated record